Molecule: messenger RNA, 4430 nt
Organism: Vollenhovia emeryi
Lineage: Eukaryota; Metazoa; Arthropoda; Insecta; Hymenoptera; Formicidae
Gene: Chsy
Product: chondroitin sulfate synthase 1
Exons: 7
Coding region: 1123-3600 (825 amino acids)
Cellular component (GO): Golgi cisterna membrane
Molecular function (GO): glucuronosyl-N-acetylgalactosaminyl-proteoglycan 4-beta-N-acetylgalactosaminyltransferase activity
Source: RefSeq, a predicted model, not a curated record
CGGUGGCUGCCGACUCCAGUCCCUCUCAGUCGCGGCGGUGGCAUCCUGCUCGCAACACACGCCACGGCCGGGUUCGAAAAGUCGCUGCCCGGCACCGCCGCCGUCGAUUGCCACCGCGCCGGUUUUUAAUCGGAUCGCAUUUCCGGCGUGGGCGAGGGGUGCUCUUUAGCCGCCGCAUCUCGGUAAGCCUCUCUGCAGCCCAGGAUUGCUCGAUCGCGGCGCGUUUGCGAGCCACAGUGAAGGCCGACGUGAUAAUCUGAUAAUUACGGGAGAGCCGGCGAUUGCUUUCCCUCUCAAAGCAGGAGGGACGUCCCUUUGUUGCUCCCUACGUCAAACUACUGGUCAUUUCCGUCGCGUAUCGAUACGACGAGUGGUUUGCCUUGAAACGAUGUGGGCGAGAGAAAAUCGAUCGGAACAAGUGCUGCUCCGUUAUUUUGCCAAGCGCUAAAAUCGGAAAUCAUCCGAGGCAAGUGCUGCGAGAAAGUAAAGCUGUAUUUCUUUCUUGCGUAAGACAGCGCCUUCUUUUUUAAUUUCUUCACUCGGGAAGCGGCCGGCACCGCACUUUCGCACUUGACGAGUUUGCUUAAAAUAAUCGUGAUCGAUAAGUCGGCAUCGAAUUAAUGAUCAGCAAUGAGCUGCCUGUGUCCCGUCUGGCGAAGGGGACUCUCGAAACUUACGCUCGCAGCGUCUCGCCUUUAAGUGCGGAUUUAAUUGUGCGGUUUGUGGAAGUUUAUGGUCGCCGGGAGGGCAUAAUACCCGGCAUUUUUUCGUCGUGAAAGACGAGAGGUGCGCCACGUGUGCGGGCGGAAACGGCGUGGGUGGCAUUGACGAAAGAACGGCCGGUCGAGCUCUGAAAAAUUAUCAAACGCGGGCGCGUUUCUCAUUCCUCUGUUACUCCGCGGUGAUGCGACAUGGCGAUCUUCGGCACUUUGAAGAAAAAGUUUGACGUUGAGAUCUUUCGCAUGAUGAAGAAAGUCUCUCCUAUCUAAUAGCAGGUAGAGCGAUGGGAUUGUCCAAAGGAUAUCCUCUGACAGGAUUAAUCACUGUAUCUGAGUCGGCGAUAGCGGGUACCAUGACGAGGCUGAACCCGACCGAAGACCCAGGUACCCGGAAAGAGUGCAAAUGGGAGAGGUGACACAUCACCCAGUGAUGCGUAAACGGCGUGGAGUCGGCAGCGCCUUCCUGGGCCUCUUCGUGGGCCUGAUCCUAGGUUUUUUGGUCCUCAGCUAUCGUCUGAUCGUCUUCAAUCAGCAGCAACAGGUUACCAUUUGGACCUCCAUGCCCGCUUUACGGUUUUCAUCGCCGAAAACGCCGGCGCGAAACGUGCCGUGGCUGAAAGACGACGAGCGAGUCAACAGCUCCACGUCGAAUCUGGUGUUUGUGGGCGUGAUGACGGCUCAAAAGUAUCUGGACACGCGAGCCAAGGCCGUCUACGAAACGUGGGGCAAGGAGAUACCCGGCAAGAUAGUCUUCUUUUCGUCAGAGUCCUCGACGGCUCCCGAAAACUGCCCGGAUCUGCCUCUGGUGCCGCUGCCGCGAGUGGACGAUACCUAUCCGCCGCAAAAGAAGUCCUUCAUGAUGCUGCAGUACAUGUGGAGCAACUUCGGCGAUCGCUUCGAGUGGUUCUUGAGGGCGGACGACGACGUAUACGUGAGGGCAGACCGGCUGGCGACGCUGCUGAGAUCCGUCGAUUCCAGGAGGGCGAUGUACAUCGGACAGGCCGGCAGAGGGAACUCGGAGGAGUUCGGACUGCUCUCCUUGGAGUACGACGAGAACUUCUGCAUGGGUGGCCCGGGUGUGGUGCUGUCCAGGGAGACGCUGAGGCGGAUCGUGCCGCACAUCAAGUACUGCCUGCGCCAUUUGUACACCACGCACGAGGACGUCGAGCUGGGAAGAUGCGUGAAAAAGUACGCUGGGAUCCCCUGCACUUGGAGCUACGAGUACACUCGUGAUGAUGCCGCACAGAUGCAGUCGAUUCUUUAUCACAACAGCAGCGGGGCCCAGGCGUUCACCGGAAAUCUCAAGAAGAAGGAGGUUCAUCGUGCCAUCACUUUGCAUCCUGUGAAAAGUCCGCCUUACAUGUACAGGCUGCACAAUUACAUGAGGGGACUGCGGAUACAAGAUCUGCAGCAGGAGAGGAUCCGUCUGCACAGGGACAUUUACACAAUGAGCGAGGAACUGGGGGUGAGCCUUGAAACCUUGAGGAACCACGAAAUAGCGGAAGGCGUGCGUCUCUUUCCCGUCGAUCCUAAUUCCGAAGAUUAUCCCGGCGACACGGACAUACUGGGUGUGCCGGCGAGUCUUCGUUCGUUCAAGCCGGCGACGAGCGACGAAGUGAUCCCGUGGAACUUCCUCUUGAAAUUGGAAUACAGUCUGACCGAUUCUAAUCCCAGGCGACGUAUUCACAGCGACAUCAAAGAGGGUCUGGAGGAUAUCACUCGAGAGGUCAUGGCGUCCAUUAAUUCCUAUUCAAGGCAGCGGGGCCGCGUUGUCGAGGAACGGUCCGCUCUUUACGGGUACAGGAGGGUGAAUUCUUAUGGAGCUGACACGAUAUUAGAUCUUUUGUUGGUUUAUCGAAAGUACCGGGGCAGGAAGGUUACUCUCCCUGUCAGAAGACACGUCUAUCUCCAUCAGCAUUUUAUCGGAUUAGAGAUGCGUGAGACAGUAAAUGGCAUCGAAGUUGAACCUCGGCACGAGUCAGACGGCAAGUCUAUUCACAAUUUAGUCCACCGUGGCUUUCUGAAUCUCAAUUUCGACUCUCAAGAGGACGAUCCGGUGCAAAGCAAGAUCAUCAACUUUAUCCUACCUCUGUCGGGCCGCUACGAGGUCUUUCAAAGGUUCCUCCAGAACUACGAGGACAUCUGUUUGACUAGCGACGAGAAAACGUCCCUGCUCGUCGUGCUCUACCAGCACAAAAGCGAAAAUACCUUCAACAAAACGAUAGAUCUGGUCAAGCAGCUCAAGUACAAAUAUCGCAGUGCCAGCAUAGAGGUUUUGCCGGUCUUCGGAGAGUUUUCCCGGGCCCGAGCUCUAGACUUGGGCGCGUCGAAGAUGCAGGCCGACGAUCUGAUGCUGUUCAUCGACGUGGACAUCGUGUUCACUGGCUCGGCGCUCAACAGGAUACGCCUGAACACGCUAUCGGGUCGAAGAAUAUACUUUCCGAUAGUCUUCAGCCAAUACAAUCCCAAAGUCGUUUACGGCGACGCCAGGAAGCAGGACAAGUUUACCAUAAACGAGAUCUCUGGGCACUGGAGGCAGUACGGCUUCGGAAUUGUUUCCUUGUACAAGAGCGACUAUCGCACCGUGGGCGGUCUAGAUCUCUCGAUUCAGGGUUGGGGCAAGGAGGACGUGGAAUUCUUCGAGAAGGCAGUCAAGUCGGGCCUCGACGUCUUCAGGGCGGCGGACAGGCACCUGGUGCACGUGUAUCACGAGAUAGAGUGCAGCAAAGAGCUCUCUAGCCUUCAGUUCUCCAUGUGCAUGGGCUCCAAGGCUGACACGUACGCCGGAGUCGAGACCUUGGCCAACAUGAUUUACGGCAACCCGAACAUACUACGCUUCGCCAAAGAAAGACGACAGAGGAGGACGAAUCCCGCUGGUUAACGAUGGAUCUGGCGCACUGGGACUGUCGGCCGUUGACGGUCGGGCGAUACAAUUUUAUUAGAAAUCCCAGCGGAAAUUGUCAAAAUAUCUUUCUCGCACACCUUCGGUCGCGCGAAGGACACUGAGAAACCGAACUGUCCGAAUCCUUUAGGUGCCAGAGUGUCUCGUUAGUCACGCUGUUUGUGUAAAUAUGGAGCAUAGUUGCGUGAGCCGUGCAAACAAAUGACAAAUCAAUACACCCUGAUAUUUCGUUGUGUGGCCAAAUGUAUAUACCGAAGCUUUAAUUGAGAAUAUAAUUUUCACGAGUUCGUUCGUGAAGCGUAAUUGGUAUUACGAUUUUUGAAGAUAGAGCUGGCGAUCUAACGAUCACCAAAGUCACUGGAAUGCUGAUAGAUUUGUAACGUUAAGGAGGUACGUAAUACGAUUUUUGUCGUUAGUUUUGUGUGAUGACACUAUUCUCCACCGCCCAAUGAUUUUUCUUCUUACUGAGGCUAAAAGCAGACGAGUAUCGUGCACUUCUGCGGUUGCAAUUGCCGAUAGUUGCAUAGGAAUCGAACGUAAUGACAUGCAUUUAAUUAAAUCGUUAGGCUAGGUAGGUAAAUGUAAGUGUUACAAGUAAAUGUGAUAUUAUCGUGCCUUUAAACUAUUUCUCGACGCAAUUUCGUGUACUGCCAAAUGUAAACGCGCCGUUACGAUUAUUUCGAUAUAGAUAUUUCUAAAUUGUCGCGUUGCGCGCUUCGCAAUUUAUAUAUCUACACGUAAAACGCCUCUGUCCACAAUAAUUGGAAUAAUACUCACGCUUUGCUGAAUAAAAAUCCAAUAUUAAGUAA